This is a messenger RNA of Schistocerca serialis cubense, 1461 nucleotides long. RefSeq lists its product as uncharacterized. Gene Ontology annotation, molecular function: nucleic acid binding. Lineage: Eukaryota; Metazoa; Arthropoda; Insecta; Orthoptera; Acrididae. Gene Ontology annotation, biological process: DNA integration. The transcript has 2 exons. The record is from RefSeq and is a predicted model, not a curated record. Bases 46 to 1227 code for a protein of 393 amino acids.
UUGGUUCUGGUCGACGCCUUCAGUAAUUUUCCUUUUGUUGUCCGGAUGUCUUCCACGACGUCCUCCGCCACCAUCCAAGCGUUGUCUGCUAUCUUUUGCAUUGAAGGUCUUCCGCAGACUAUUGUUUCCGACAAUGGCCCACAAUUCAUGUCCGCAGAAUUUCAGUCAUUCUGCCAGGCCAAUGGUAUUCAACAUCUGACAUCCGCGCCGUUUUCGCCUCAGUCCAACGGUGCCGCUGAACGAUUGGUCCGGACUUUCAAGUCACAGAUGUUGAAGUUGAAAGAGUCGCAUUCUCGGGAGGACGCAUUGUUGCUCUUUUUGUCUUCGUAUCGCUCUCAGCCCCGAGAUGGUCGCUCGCCGGCUGAGUUGCUCCACGGUCGUCCUCAUCGAACCUUGAUGUCUUUGCUGCAUCCGCCGCAUCAGGUUCCUGUGCAGCGGCAGACUCCUGCUUUUGCUCCAGGCGACGUUGUCUUUUAUCGCAACUAUCGAGGUUCACGGCGUUGGCUUGCAGGGCGCAUUCUUCGCUGCCUCGGCCGCGCGAUGUAUUUGGUUUUGGGGGCCUCUGGUGAGGUGCGUCGGCAUCUCAAUCAGCUGCGCCUCUGUCGUCGCUCGGGUUCUGCCGCUCCCCGUCUGCUUUCAGCGACGGUGCCGUCCGGUCAGCGCCCUGGGGACCCAUCUACUGGCUCGCCUCAUCCCCAGGUGUUCCCGACGAUGCCUUCCAUUUUGCCCCAUGGCGACGCGCCGCCGCCGCUGCCGCAGCAGCAGCAGCCGCCGCCGCCGCCGCUUGUUCUCCCGCCGGCGCCGCCCGCAUUCGACGCUUCGUUGCAGCCGCCAAGCGCCUCCCAGGGUCACGCGCCGCCGAUCGCUUCCCGUGACCAGCUGUCCUCCGCCAUGGAACUCCCGCCCGCUCCGGACCACAUGACGUCAUCGCGCGUCGGCUACCCCGACGCAAUGGAGGUCGACACUUCGGCCCCUCAUGUUUCUUUACGGGCGCAUACACCGCAUGUUGACGUGCACCCUGGACUAGCUUUUCAGGCGUUUCCUAGCUCCCCUCGGACCGAAUGGCCGGGUGCGGGUGGCACAGCCUCGCCUGUUGUUAGGCUCCCCACCUCGUCGCAUACGUCAACAUGGGGUCCUCCCCACGGCGGGCGGAAGCCUCAUCUCACGACCAUUCGCCGAUUUGCGGGGGAGGAAUGUGGUGUCACCGCCAGACACCACACUUGCUAGGUGGUAGCUUAAAUCGGCCGCGGUCCAUUUAGUACAUGUCGGACCCGCGUGUCGCCACUGUGUGAUCGCAGACCUAGCGCCACCACAAGGCAGGUCUCGAGGGACGAUAUAGCACUCGCCCCAGUUGUACGAGGAGAUUGCUAGCGACCAUACGGACGAAGCCUUCCUCUCAUUUGCCGAGAGCCAGUUAGAAUAGCUUUCUGCUAAGUCCAUGGCUACGACCUAGCAAGGCGC